Messenger RNA from Labrus mixtus (cuckoo wrasse), 7233 nucleotides. RefSeq names its product neurobeachin b (gene nbeab). Bases 573 to 7070 code for a protein of 2165 amino acids. Gene Ontology annotation, molecular function: protein kinase binding. The transcript is spliced from 40 exons. NCBI's taxonomy places the organism in Eukaryota, Metazoa, Chordata, Actinopteri, Labriformes, Labridae. Gene Ontology annotation, cellular component: membrane; cytosol. Gene Ontology annotation, biological process: intracellular protein localization. The record is from RefSeq and is a predicted model, not a curated record.
AGAGAACAAAGAGUGCAUCCCUUCUCUUCACUCACUUGGUUUGAUUAUGUUUUGUCUCAUUGUCUUUCUCUGCUGGUGCAGGAUGAGAAUCUGCAUGAUGUGUUGCAGUUGGUGGUAGCGCUCAUGUCUGAGCAUCCAGCCUCCAUGAUUCCUGCUUUUGACCAGAGAAAUGGAAUACGGUAAGCCCCUCAGGGAAAGACACAAUCCCUCCGCUGUUCAGGCACAAAAUGAAGAGGUGAUUUCACAAAAUAAACCCUAAGCAACCAACACUUCUGCUGUUGCUGUGUGCUUUUGGGCUGGAUGAAUAAUUCAUAUGAUCAGUUAGAGGAAAAAAACCUAUGCAUGGAAAAGUAACGACAUUAACAUAUUGAUUUCACGUUAUGACACGGAUGAUCAAGCCUACCUUAUGUGAUCCUAUAAAAUAUAAAUGCACUUCUUGUGAGUUCUGAGGAAUUCAUUGUGGAAAGACUGCUGCUUUCAUUAGGACCUUUAUUUAAUCCUAAUGUAAAUUCUCCCUGAAGGAAAGUGGUUGUCAGCUAACCAGUGCCGGGCCUUUUCAUCAACGGGGAUAUAUGUUAUUCUGUCAAGACAGUGUGCUGUUGCCAGCUCUCGCUGCUUGUGUCUAUUCCAGGGUAAUCUACAAGCUGAUGGCCUCUAAGAGUGAAAGCAUACGAGUGCAAUCCCUCAAAGUCCUCGGGUACUUCCUCAAGCAUUUGGGCCACAAGAGGAAGGUGGAGAUCAUGCACACACACAGUCUUUUCACUCUCCUGGGAGAGAAGCUAAUGCUGUACACCAACACUGUGACGGUGACGACCUAUAACACUCUGUAUGAGAUUCUGACGGAGCAGGUGUGCACACAGGUAGUUCAUAAACCCCACCCUGAGCCCGACUCCACCAUCAAGAUUCAGAACCCAAUGAUUCUCAAAGUGGUAGCUACCUUGUUGAAGAACUCAACCCCCAGCACAGAGCUGAUGGAGGUCCGGCGGCUCUUCCUCUCCGACAUGAUCAAACUGUUCAGCAGCAGCCGAGAAAACAGACGGUGUCUGCUUCAGUGCUCUGUGUGGCAGGACUGGAUGUUUUCUCUGGGCUACAUCAACCCCAAAAACUCAGACGAGCAGAAGAUCUCUGAGAUGGUCUACAACAUUUUCCGUAUUCUUCUCUACCAUGCCAUCAAGUAUGAGUGGGGAGGAUGGCGGGUGUGGGUGGACACACUCUCUAUAGCCCACUCAAAGGUGACAUACGAGGCACACAAAGAGUAUUUGGCUAAGAUGUAUGAAGAGUAUCAGCGUCAGGAGGAGGAGAAUAUUAAGAAAGGGAAGAAGGGUUUGGUCAGCACCAUCUCUGGUCUGUCUGCUCAGUCCUCUGGCAUCAAGGGAGCUGUUGAGAUCAGAGAAAUGGAUGAUAACUCCCAGACCCCGGAGAGUGAAAAGGACUAUGAGAGUGCUGACCCACACAACCUGCUGGCUGAAGUGAAGGGGCCAGAGGAGGGUCUCAGUGGAAAGAACAGUACCAUAGGUGGAGUCGGGGUCGAUGUUCAUGACCUUCUGGUGGACAUCAAAGCUGAGAAGGUGGAGGCUACAGAGGUUAAGAUAGACGAUAUGGAUUUGUCCUUGGAAACUCUGGGAUUAUCUCAGAAUGGGGCACUAGUGGAGGUGGAUUCUCUGUUGGAUAAUGUGUAUUGCGCUGCUGUAAAAAACCUCCACAGUAAUGCCAACAGUGUAUUGCUGCCAAAGGGCAGCAUGGAUGACCAAAAUGCACCACCUCUCAUUACUCUGGACGACGAAAAGGACAGCAUUUCUAACAGCAACAACUUCCUGUUCAGCAAGGUGGCAGCCAGCCUGGAGGACAAGCUGCUGCCUGAUCUCCGUCCAGCUGAGCCUCUGGUCCUGCCCAGCGCACAGCCUCCAGUACACACCAACACCAAGGAUGAUCUGGGCCUUCUUGCUCAUAUGACCAGCAGCUCUGAGCUCGGCUCGUUACCCAGCAUUCUAGAGAAGGAUGAGUUUGAACUAGAGGCAGCGUUGGAGGGAAUCAGCUCUGUGGCUGGUACUGAGUCAGAGGACUCCUCUAGAAGCACACAGGUCGCAGAUGCCCCAGCUGCCUCUGCAUCUGAACGGGACCCCCUGAAUGUCAGGACUGGCAGGGCAGCAGAGUCAGAAGGCAGAAGCGUAGACACGGACAGAUCAGAUGACAGCAAAGACAAGGAGAUGAGGAGGAUUCAGACAACAGCCACCACACAGGGUCAACAUGGCCGCUCAGCUACUCAGAUGGAGAGGGACAUACGUAUGGAUUUGGGCUUCAGGGUAAUGCCCAUGACAGAGGAACAGCGACAUCAGUUCAGCCCGGGCCCACGUACCACCAUGUUCCGCAUCCCGGAGUUCAAAUGGUCAGCCAUGCACCAGAGACUGCUGACUGACCUGCUGUUUGCACUUGAGAGUGACGUGCAUGUCUGGAGAAGCCACUCCACCAAGUCUGUCAUGGACUUUGUCAACAGUAACGAGAACAUCAUUUUUGUCCACAACACCAUCCACCUUAUCUCACAAAUGGUGGACAAUAUCAUUAUUGCUUGUGGAGGGAUCCUGCCUCUUCUAUCAGCGGCCACCUCUCCCUCUACGGAGUUGGACAACAUCGAGGCCACACAGGGCAUGUCCUCCGAGACCGCCAUCACUUUCCUGUCCCGUCUCAUGGUCAUGGUGGAUGUGUUGGUGUUCUCCAGCUCACUCAACUUCAGUGAGAUCGAGGCUGAGAAGAACAUGUCCUCGGGUGGCCUGAUGCGUCAGUGCCUCAGACUUGUGUGUUGUGUGGCUGUUCGGAGCUGUCUUGAGUGCAGGCAGAGACACAGAGACAGGGGAAAUAAGUCUUCUAUUCCCAACAACAACAAGACUCAGGAAAUCCUGCUAAAUGCUGUGACUUCCAGCAAGGACCCAGAUCGCCUUCUGCAGGAUGUGGACAUCAAUCGACUGCGUGCUGUGGUGUUUCGUGAUGUGGAUGACAGCAAGCAGGCCCAGUUCUUGGCCUUGGCUGUGGUGUACUUCAUCUCUGUGCUCAUGGUCUCCAAGUACCGUGACAUCCUGGAGCCUCAGCGUGAGACUGCAAGGAUAACCAACCAAUCAGGUCGCGGUGUGCGUCCGGGGGUCAACUCACCAACCAGCAAAGAAACACCUCUAGUAUUUAACAGCAGUAGGGACUAUCCUGUGCCAUCAGAACACCUCAACAUGGAUAGCUCCCUUCCCCGCACAGACUCCGGUAUCGGAGACGAGCAUUGUCCCAGCAUCCUUAACGGGUCAGACCUGGACCACAGUGUGGCCGGACCUGAUGCCAUGAGUGAGCUCAUAUCAACUCUGUCCUCCGAGAUGAAGAAGUCCCAGGAGCGUUUGUCUGACUCACCCAGCGUAGAGGACUUGAAAUUAUCCUCCUCCAUCAUCAGCAUCAGCCAGCCCAAGAGGGGCAUCAACGUGAAGGAGAUCCUGAAGAGCCUGGUGGCAGCUCCAGUGGAGGGCCUGGAGGCUGGGUUGGAGGCCGUGACCUACCAAGACCCUGCUGCCAAGGCCCAGGCCCAGGCCAUGCUGCCCAUGCAGUUUCACUCCUUUGACAGGAGUGUGGUUGUGCCUGUGAAGAAAACCUCCCCUGGCAGCCUGGCAGUUCACACAGUGGGAAGCAGCAGCAGCACCUCUGCUGGGCUGACAGCUGGCAGCACCCCCAACAUCUUUGCUGCUGCCUCUGCAACCCCAAAAAGCAUGAUCAAUACAACGGGAGCCACAGAUGCAGCCCCCUCUACCUCCUCUUCCUCUACUUUGGUCAACGGAGCUACCAGUAAGAACCUGCCGGCCGUACAGACGGUGGCCCCCAUGCCUGAGGACACGGUAGAAAACAUGAGCAUUACUACAAAGCUGGAGAGGGCCUUGGAGAAGGUGGCACCCCUGCUGAGAGAGACCUUUGUAGACUUUGCACCUUUUCUGUCUCGUACCCUGCUGGGCAGCCACGGACAGGAACUGCUUAUAGAAGGUCUGGUGUGUAUGAAGUCCAGCACUUCGGUGGUGGAGCUUGUUAUGCUGCUUUGUUCUCAGGAAUGGCAGAACUCCAUUCAGAAGAAUGCUGGCCUGGCCUUUAUUGAGCUAAUCAACGAGGGAAGGUUGCUCUGCCAUGCCAUGAAGGACCACAUAGUCCGUGUUGCCAAUGAGGCUGAGUUCAUCCUGAACAGACAGCGAGCCGAGGACGUCCACAAACAUGCAGAGUUUGAGUCCAACUGCGCCCAAUAUGGCGCUGACAGAAAAGAGGAAGAGAAGAUGUGCGACCACCUGAUAAGUGCUGCGAAACACAGAGACCAUGUGACGGCUAACCAGCUAAGGCAGAAAAUAGUCAACAUCCUCACCAACAAGCACGGAGCCUGGGGGACACUGGCCCAGAGUCAGCUGCACGACUUCUGGCGUCUUGACUACUGGGAAGAUGACCUGCGUCGGAGGCGGAGAUUUGUCAGAAAUCCAUAUGGCUCCACCCACUUAGAUGUCACAUGCAAAUCACUGCAGGAGUAUGGCACUGAGGAGGACAAGGGGGUCAAGUGUAAGACGGUCUUCCGCGGUCAGACUGUGGCCAGCCAGAUCCCUGAGACAGAGCUGAUUCUGGAUGGAGACGAUGAUGCCGUCAGCCUGCUGCAGGAGAAGGAGAUGGACAACCUGGGUGGCCCAGUGGUCCUAAGCAGCCCGGCCCAGCUCGUGGCCCCGGUCCUGGUGGCACGCGGCACUCUGUCCAUCACAACCACAGAGAUCUACUUCGAGGUGGACGAGGAUGACCCUGCCUUCAAAAGGGUCGACUCAAAGGUCUUGGCAUACACCGAGGGUUUACAUGGGAAGUGGAUGUUCAGCGAGAUACGAGCGGUAUUCACCAGACGCCACCUCCUGCAGAACACAGCGAUGGAGGUCUUCAUGGCAAACAGAACAUCGGUCAUGUUCAACUUCCCUGACCAGGCCACAGUGAAGAAAGUGGUCUACAGUCUUCCUCGAGUGGGAGUGGGCACCAGCUAUGGUCUUCCACAAGCCAGGCGCAUCUCCAUGGCCACCCCUCGGCAGCUUUUCAAAUCAUCCAACAUGACCCAGCGCUGGCAGAGGAGAGAGAUUUCCAACUUUGAAUACCUCAUGUUUCUCAACACUAUAGCAGGGAGGACAUACAAUGACUUGAAUCAGUACCCGGUCUUUCCCUGGGUCCUCACCAACUACGACACAGAGGAGCUUGACCUGACCUUACCGGGGAACUUCAGAGAUCUCUCAAAGCCUGUUGGUGCUCUGAAUCCGAAGCGUGCAGCUUUCUUCAAUGAACACUAUGAGAAUUGGGAAGACGACCAGACACCACCAUGUCAUUACAUCUCCCACUACUCCACAGCAGCUACCACCCUGCACUGGCUUGUCAGAAUAGAGCCCUUCACCACCUUUUUCCUCUCCGCCAACAACAAAUUUGACCAUCCUGAGCGCACGUUUUCAGGCAUCGCCCGCUCCUGGAGAAACUGUCAGAGGGACACAUCUGAGGUCAAGGAACUGAUUCCUGAGUUCUACUACCUCCCAGAGAUGUUCGUCAACAGUAACGGAUACCAUCUGGGCAUGAGGGAGGACAGGACCAUGGUCUGUGAUGUGGACCUGCCAGCCUGGGCCAAAAAACCUGAAGACCUUGUCAGGAUCAACAGGAUGGCCCUGGAAAGCGAGUUUGUGUCAUGUCAGCUGCAUCAGUGGAUUGACCUUAUUUUCGGCUACAAGCAGCGGGGCCCGGAGGCGGUGCGUGCCCUCAACGUCUUUCACUACCUGACUUACGAGGGCUCCGCCAAGCUGGACGGUAUCACUGACCCUGCGUUAAGAGAGGCCACAGAGGCACAGAUCCAGAGCUUUGGACAGACGCCAUCUCAGUUGCUUAUUGAGCCACAUCCUCCACGCAGCUCCGCCAUGCACCUGUGUUUCCUUCCACAGAGUCCGCUCAUGUUCAAGGACCAGAUGCAGCAAGAUGUCAUCAUGGUGUUGAAGUUCCCGUCCAAUUCCCCAGUAACACAUGUGGCCGCAAACACCCUACCCCAUCUUACCAUGCCUGCUGUGGUCACGGUCACCUGCAGCCGUCUAUUUGCCGUCAACCGAUGGCACAACACCGUUGGUCUAAGAGGAGCGCCUGGCUAUUCUUUGGAGCAGGCUCAUCACCUCCCUAUAGAGAUGGAUUCUCUUGUUGCCAACAGUACUGGAAGCAACAAGCGUCAGAUCACAGACCUAGUGGACCAGAGCAUCCAAAUCACCUCACACUGUUUUGUGGUGACAGCUGACAACCGCUACAUACUGGUGUGUGGCUUCUGGGACAAGAGCUUCCGUGUGUACUCCUCCGAGACAGGCAAGCUGACCCAGAUAGUUUUUGGCCACUGGGAUGUGGUGACAUGUCUGGCCAGAUCAGAGUCUUACAUUGGAGGAGACUGCUACAUCGUCUCAGGGUCCAGGGAUGCAACUCUGCUGCUGUGGUAUUGGAGUGGACGGCACCAUAUUAUCGGCGACAACCCAAAUAACAGUGACUACCCUGCACCUCGAGCAGUUCUGACAGGCCAUGACCAGGAAGUUGUGUGUGUGUCGGUCUGUGCAGAACUGGGUCUGGUCAUCAGCGGAGCCAAAGUGGGUCCAUGUCUGGUCCACACCAUCACUGGUGACCUGCUGCGGGCUCUGGAGGGGCCAGACCACUUCCAGUGUCCACGGUUCAUCUCAGUGUCCAGCGAGGGCCACUGCAUCAUCUACUACGAGAGGGGCUGCUUCUGCAACUUCAGCAUUAAUGGAAAAAUGCUGGCACAGAUGGAGAUCAAUGAUUCCACCAGGGCUAUUCUUUUGAGCAGUGACGGCCACAACUUGGUCACCGGUGGGGAUAACGGUGUGGUGGAGGUGUGGCAGGCCUGUGACUUCAAACAGCUCUACGUCUACCCUGGUUGUGACGCUGGUAUCCGAGCAAUGGACCUUUCUCACGAUCAAAGGACUUUAAUCACAGGCAUGGUGUCUGGCAGUAUCGUGGCUUUUAACAUCGAUUUCAACCGAUGGCACUACGAGCAUCAAAACAGGUACUAAAGAGAGAGAGAGGAAUUACACAGCAGGAGCACGUGUGCUGGACGAAACACCCAAAGACCAACAACCAAGCUUUGUAGCAGAACAUCAACAUGGAGCUUGAUAGAGAUCAUGUGGGUCCAAGACCAUCAGCAUUGUGAUGCUAAUAAAGAACAAAGUGUGCCAA